This is a messenger RNA of Saccharomyces eubayanus, 636 nucleotides long. RefSeq names its product Atg29p (gene ATG29). NCBI's taxonomy places the organism in Eukaryota, Fungi, Ascomycota, Saccharomycetes, Saccharomycetales, Saccharomycetaceae. Gene Ontology annotation, cellular component: phagophore assembly site. Gene Ontology annotation, biological process: autophagosome assembly. Bases 1 to 636 code for a protein of 211 amino acids. The record is from RefSeq and is a predicted model, not a curated record. The transcript has a single exon.
AUGAAUAGUAGUAAUACAGUUAUCUAUGUUAAAAUUAAAGGAAAAAGGCCAGAUGGGUUUGUAGAUCCUCCAAAAUUCGAGUGGAAUAGUGCAAAAGAGCGCCAACUUUGGGCAAUGGUAUCAAAUCUAAAUUAUUCGCGAGAUCAAAUAGAUUGGCAAGCUCUAUCCGAAGUGCUUGAAGCACCAGGGUUUUUCCUAAAAAAAAGGACGUAUAAGUUGUUUGCUAAACAUUUGGAACUUUUACAGAUACAAUUGGAAAAGAAGAGAGAUCUUGAGAAGUUUUCAAAUGUCCAGGUAAACGACAGAAUGUUUGAGGUGUUAAAUAAUUAUAUCCCCACUUUACAAAACGAAAACUUAUUGACUGUACCGACAAGCCCAUCGGAGACGAAGGGGGAGACUUUGGAAGAAGUCGAUGAAGAAGUUACAACCGAGGCAUUACAACAUUUGCAAACCUCUAAAAUCUUAAAUAUUCACAAGGCAAAGUCAAACAGUGAAAGGAAAUUUGACCGUAACACGCCUAACGAUGGCGCUGAAAAAGAAUCUGAACGAGGUACUUCUGACGAUGAUUUGUCUUCGAGCUUAAGCGUCAGCAAGUCCGCAUUAGAGGAAGCAUUAAUGGACAGAUUGCAAUUCUGA